GGAGGCCUUUUCCUGACUGAUUACUCCACCUGCUCACCCCGCAAGCUGAGUCCUUUCCGCUCCUUUGCCAGCACCGAGCUCUUCCACUUCCAUGUUCCUGAGGACACGUUCCUGGCUGUUUGGAAUCUCAUCAUCUUCAAGGAGCAGGGGGGAACCUUUGGGGACCACUGCCCAGACCAAAGUGUGACUGUGUACUUCCGGUCCGGGGCACCCCCUGUCAUCAAUCCCCUGCACACACAUUUCCCAGGGGACACAGCUGUGCCUGGGGUUUUCUCACUGACUCUCAGCUGGACAUUGCCCAACCGCACCUCAGGCAUCUUUAACGUCAGCAGCCCCUUACCUGGGGACUGGUUCUUGGCUGCCCACCUUCCCCAGGCCCACGGCCACAUCUCUGUCAAGGGUCUCCAGGAUGAGUGUCAGUACCUGCUUCAGCCGCAGCUGAUCGUCCGGCGCUUGCUGGACGUGGCUGUGCUGGUUCCUGGCCGUCCCUCAGAGCAAACCCUCUCCCCCCACAAUCGCUCAGCCCUGUACAAGGUCUUCGUGCCCAGCUUCACGUACAGGGUUUCAGCGCAGCUGGUGUGUGUGGGGGGCCGUGGGGUGUCUGCCUGUCCCCUGACACUGCGCCUACGUCCCAAGGCCCCACCCCUGCACAACUCAAGCUCUGUGGCCUGUGGAAGUGCCUCGGUAUGCCAGCUGGAGCUGGCACUGCCCCCCUGGGGACACUGGGUCUAUGUUCGUGUGGAAACACCAUCCCGGGGCUCUGGCAGGACCAUCCGCUUCCAGCUGUGUGUGCGGUUGCAAGAGUGCCCGCAGCCCAGCCUGUCCCGUGCCCUAGUCCCUGGAGCUGCCAUGAACAUGCCUCAGUCACUGGGCAACCAGCCACUGCCCCCAGAGCCGCCAUCCCUCGGAACUCCUGUGGAAGGGCCUGGGGCCACAUCCCCACCUGAGCACUGCUGGCCAGUGCGCCCGACUCUGCGCAACGAGCUGGACACCUUCUCCGUCCACUUCUACAUCUUCUUUGGCCCCAGUGUGGCCCUUCCUCCUGAGCGCCCAGCUGUGUUCGCCCUGAGGCUGUUGCCAGUGCUGGACAGUGGAGGCGUCCUCAGCCUGGAGCUCCAGCUCAACGCGAGCUCCGUGCAUCAGGAAAAUGUGACAGUGUUCGGAUGCUUGACUCACGAGGUGCCCUUGAGCCUGGGGGAUGCAGCAGUGACCUGUUCCAAAGAGUCCCUGGCUGGCUUCCUCCUCUCGGUCAGUGCCACCUCCAGAGUGGCCAGGCUGCGAAUCCCGUUCCCGCAAACAGGGACCUGGUUCCUGGCCCUCCGCUCCCUAUGCGGGAUGGGGUCUCGGUUCGUGCGGUGCCGCAAUGCUACAGCCGAGGUGAGGCUGCGCACCUUCCUCUCCCCGUGCGUGGACGACUGCGGGCCCUACGGCCAGUGCAAGCUGCUGCGCACGCACAACUACCUGUACGCGGCCUGCGAGUGCAAGGCUGGGUGGCGGGGCUGGGGCUGUACCGACAGUGCGGAUGCGCUCUCCUAUGGAUUCCAGCUGCUGUCCACACUCCUGCUCUGCCUGAGCAACCUCAUGUUUUUGCCACCCGUGGUCCUGGCCAUUCGGAGCCGAUAUGUGCUCGAAGCUGCUGUCUACACCUUCACCAUGUUCUUCUCCACGUUCUAUCAUGCCUGUGACCAGCCAGGCAUUGUGGUUUUCUGCAUCAUGGACUACGAUGUGCUGCAGUUCUGUGAUUUCCUGGGCUCCUUAAUGUCCGUGUGGGUUACUGUCAUUGCCAUGGCUCGUUUACAGCCCGUGGUCAAGCAGGUGCUGUAUUUGCUGGGGGCUAUGCUGCUGUCCAUGGCGCUGCAGCUUGACCGGCAUGGACUCUGGAACCUGCUUGGACCCAGUCUCUUCGCCCUGGGCAUCUUGGCCACAGCCUGGACAGUACGCAGUGUCCGCCGCCGGCACUGCUACCCACCCACAUGGCGCCGCUGGCUUUUCUACCUAUGCCCGGGCAGCCUUAUUGCUGGCAGUGCCGUCCUACUCUAUGCUUUUGUGGAGACCCGGGACAACUACUUCUACAUUCACAGCAUUUGGCAUAUGCUCAUCGCUGGCAGCGUGGGCUUCUUGCUGCCCCCUCGUGCCAAGACUGACCACCGGGUCCCGUCUGGAGCCCGGGCCCGGGGCUGUGGUUACCAGCUAUGCAUCAAUGAGCAGGAGGAGCUGGGCCUUGUGGGUCCAGGAGGGGCCACUGUCAGUAGCAUCUGUACCAGCUGAGAGGGGCUUUGGGCCUGGCCCUGGGGGGAUAUGAACCCUUGCUAGGGUUCUUCCUGGGGACAUGGAGCCCUCCCAGGAACAAGAGACAAGCUGUAUUUCUUGAGGACAUGGAGUCUUUCUCAAGGACAUAGAACUCUUCCAGGGACCUGGAGCCCUUCCCAGUACAUGGAGAACUUCCUGAGGGCUUGGUGUCCUCCUGCAUCCAUGGAGUCCUUCGUAAGGAAUGGAACCUAUGCAGGGCACAGAGCCCUCUCAGGACCAAGUUGUCCCUCCCAGGGAUAUGGAACCCUCCUAAUGACAUGGAUUCCUUCUCAGGGAGACAAAGCCGCAUCAGGAACAUGGCAUCAUUCCAGAGGAAAUGGAGUCCAUCUUGGGGAAACUGAGUCUCCAGAUUUUCCCAGGGGCUCAGCAACUCUGGCCUCAGGCUUCCUUCCCAGGGGCGGCAUCUGGGCUGUGCUGUGCUGGGGAGGAGGGAUUGCAGGGAUGGAUGGAGCUGGGACUGGCUGGGGUGUCUGUGUCCUGAGUUGAUGCAGGUGGAGUCUGUGUGUCUCCAAUGAA
Propithecus coquereli (Coquerel's sifaka) is the source of this 2826-nucleotide messenger RNA. It is a transcript of the gene TMEM8B, whose product is annotated as transmembrane protein 8B. The transcript is spliced from 12 exons. NCBI's taxonomy places the organism in Eukaryota, Metazoa, Chordata, Mammalia, Primates, Indriidae. The record is from RefSeq and is a predicted model, not a curated record. The annotation marks the transcript as partial. Gene Ontology annotation, cellular component: plasma membrane.